Molecule: messenger RNA, 858 nt
Organism: Papilio polytes (common Mormon)
Lineage: Eukaryota; Metazoa; Arthropoda; Insecta; Lepidoptera; Papilionidae
Exons: 4
Coding region: 70-717 (215 amino acids)
Source: RefSeq, a predicted model, not a curated record
UUUAUAUCAUUUGAAAAAACGUCAACGUCAUAUGAAAAUGCUGUAGGAAAUAGGAAAGAAUAUUCAAAUAUGGUUUACGGGAAAAUUAAGAAACUACUGCCAGACAACCAAUUGAAUUCAACUGAAAUUGUUCUUAUAGAGAGCCCCUUUCUUGAAACUAGCAGGAGUGGAAAAUAUUUGCGAUCAGUUAUACUUGGAUUAACUAAUGCUAAUUUUGCAAUCGCAUCUAUGGUCUAUUGCAUUAAGUUUGAAAAAAAUGAGGAAGAUACCCCAAAGUAUGACAAACAAUUAAAACUCUACUAUUUAUAUUCCCUUGACGUUAUCAAAAUAUAUGUAUUCAAACAACAUAUGCGGAAUUCAAUUAAAGCAGUUACCACACACGGCGUCAGAUAUUUUGAAAUGGCGAGUACCCCAAAGAAAAAGAUUUUUUGGGAUUUAUGGUGCAGCUAUAUCCAAGAAAUAAACAGUAAAACGAGAUUAUGGCCUUUUAAUUGCACAUCGGAUGUGAAGAUAAGAAAGCCGACGUGGUUGGACAAACAUUUGUUUUUGGGUGAAAAAAGAGCAAUAGAAGACAAAAAUCGUCCUGUACCUGUUCCAGGCUUAGGUGAUAAUGUGGAAGUAAAAUCUCUCUAUGUCAAACCGCAAUAUUUUGGACAUUGGGACGAAUCCGAAUAUUGGGUACAAUGUGGUUAUAACGCCAUGAUUUCUGAGAUUUAACUCGAAGUUUUUGAAAUUGCUCUUAGAACACAUUUAUUUUCAUUGUGUCUCAUAAUUGUGAAAUUAAGAUGGAAUCCUAAAAUGUUUAGUUUUUGUUAUUGAGAAUAUAAUUAAAAGAAAAUAUAAUAGUUUUAACACGUU